AUGAAUAUUUCGGUUGUUCCUAUUGUUUAUUUGACAAUAAUUUAUGUUCGUUUACUAUAUUUUAUACGUCAUCAGGCAUUUCAAUGGAUAGAAGCGCGAAAACGAAGAAGAGCUCAUCGUGAUCUAAUUGUUACUCGUCGUAUAUUAUUUACUGUCAUUACUCUUACUUUAUCCGUAUUACCAAAUACGGGUUUCGGCAUCAUGACAAAUAUUAAUCUUCAUAUUUUUGAUUCUUAUUAUAUAUAUGGAAUUCAAUUUUUGGGUCCAGCUGUAGCUGUACUCAUACUCAGUAUAGUUAUGAUAUUUAUUACUCCACAAAUUAAACAAAUAUUGAUAAAAUUAAAGUCUUGUGGAAAUCAAGUAGCACCAAUGACAUUACCAAUGCGAGAACUACGACAACCUUGUGUCCUCCUAUCAACAUCACUUCAAGUUUAA
Rotaria sp. Silwood1 is the source of this 435-nucleotide messenger RNA. NCBI's taxonomy places the organism in Eukaryota, Metazoa, Rotifera, Eurotatoria, Philodinida, Philodinidae. The record is from the annotation of a GenBank genome assembly.